This is a messenger RNA of Anopheles marshallii, 3222 nucleotides long. RefSeq lists its product as uncharacterized. Gene Ontology annotation, molecular function: nuclear export signal receptor activity. Gene Ontology annotation, biological process: protein export from nucleus. The transcript is spliced from 5 exons. Bases 1 to 3222 code for a protein of 1073 amino acids. The record is from RefSeq and is a predicted model, not a curated record. NCBI's taxonomy places the organism in Eukaryota, Metazoa, Arthropoda, Insecta, Diptera, Culicidae.
AUGGCAACUGUGAUUCAACAGUCGUUAUUGCUCGCCGUGCAAGAGCUGCUCUCGCGUUUCUAUAGUUCGCAAACUAAUAACGAAGAAAAAAAAGCCAUAGAAUUACAACUACAGGAGCUGCAAACUACAUCAUUUAAUUGGCGCACUUGUUUGGCAUACUUGAAUACAUUCGACAAUUCGCAUUUAUGGUUUUUUGCUGCCACCACGAUCGAACGUACGGUUAACUUUCUGUGGAACCAUCUCAACCCGAUGGAUCAAACACAACUUCACACGGGGUUGUUCGAUUUGUUCAUUAACUACCCGACAGAUGUGCCGGCUCUGCAACGAGACAAGGUAGCCAAGAUUAUUGCGACCAUUGCACGACAGCAGUGCAUCAGCAACGAAAAUAACUACGAGGAAUUUGUAACCCAUGUGCUGCAGCUGAUGGAAAACAAGUUUUUCCUUGGAAUGGCACUAGUUGCUGCCAUCGGUGAUACCGUUACGUCAGCGGAGAACACUCAAGCAACAAACUUUACAGACACUGUAAGCCGUCACACACCGAAUAUUAUGCAGGCACUGAACAAAUACUGCACCGUCUUUGUAAUACUGGUACGAGGUGGAAGUCAGCCAACUGUUUUCGAUUCCAUGAACGAUGAACGAAAAAAUCAACAUUGCUCUCAACUGUUGAACAUCAUACAGCAGUAUUUUAGCUGGAUGAAGUUGGAGCAAGUGGAACCGUUGAUGGUCGGCAACAUCUCGUUCAUCGCCUGCUCUUGGCAAAUGCUGCGUGACGGAGCGAUUGAAGCGAUCGGUGCAUUAACUGAGUUGCUGUAUCGCAACGAAUCCCUCACACAUGAAGCAGGACAGCAAUUGGCACAAGGCGUGUACCACAUCUUAGCUCAAGAAACUAUUAAAGCGUCCGAUGACUUGUAUCAAGAGAAAGUGUGCGAUCUGGUCCGGCAAUACAUUAAGCGCGGUUGGCCAUAUGAGCAAGGCGAUAGAUCACGUCUGUUGCACCGGCUAUUGGAGAUCACACUUUGCAUAAAGACGCCGCAUGCAUUGAUGGAUCGAAUCAACAUUUGGUCGCACGUGUGUGGUUCGCGGUACGCCGAGGACAUUGAGAACGAACAUUGCCUGGUGGGGACGGACCUUUCGCCAGAGUUUGCUCAACAACUGAUGGGCUUUCUAACGACAACGUUAUUCUUUCGCUCCUUUGCAUAUCUGGAAAUGCUCGACGACGAUGAAUUCGAUGAUAAUUCCGAAACUGAGUUGAAUCGGUUCCAAAAUCAGAGUAUCGAUUUGAUUUGUCAGCUGUUGCGUUUCUUGGAGCCACCGAUGUUGGAGGAAACAAUGAUGGCGCUGCUGGAAAACAAUUCGUCAAGCCCAUAUGUGGAUGGUAACACCUUUUUCCGAGGGAUGGCCCAGGCAACGCAAGGCAACGCGCAACUGCUCCAACGGUAUGAAGAUGAACGUAUGACGCGUCUCUGCAUGGUGGAUUAUAUAACUGCCUGUAACCUGGUGGUCGAAAUGGCGAUGGUGUUGUACGGGAGGCAUCCGGUGAUUGAUUUUGCAUUGCACCAAACAACCGUCGGCCACAUUCAAUUGUUUUUCGAGAUUACCGAUGCUCUGGAUCCCGUGGUAGAUAUGUGCACACGAAUGGUUUCCUUCAAUCCCUACAUUUUUCCUGCGUUGGCUCGCCUCAUUAUGCAAAUAAAGCUGUGCAUGCAGAUCAGUUCAUCCACACAAUCAAACGAAGGCCAGACCUAUGCAACGCGUAAAAUAUGUGAUAUCGUUACAAACGAGCAGAAGUUCAUGCUUGUAACAAAACUUCCCAGAUACAUCAUGCACCAGAAUUCCGUCGAUCCUGCUGCCUGGACACGUGUCAUUAUUGCGACCAUCAAACUACUUAACGUCUACCUGUCCGAAAAAAUGUUGGGCCCGAAAACAAGUUCGAUGAUAUUUGAUGUGCUGAAAGGCGACAUUAUGCAUUCAAAAUUAUUUCACUUGGAAAAGGAAACGCGCAGCUUGGUAUACCGGACCGUAUGCACAUGUAUACUUAUGAUGUACGAUGAAAACAUCGCCAAUACGGACGAAAUACUACCGUCCGCAGUGCUGGAAAAGUACAUUUGCAUGAUCGCAACGGUUUUGCUCGAUUCGCGGCCGACCCUAUGGGAACACCUAGAAUUUGAGCACCAAAAGCGGAUCAUAGAAGCCAUUACCGACGAAUUGCAACACCUCACGUAUAUCAUGUCGUACUACGAAUCGCAAAGCAGCAUCAUGCGCUCCCGAUUGUCUUGUGCGAUGUACCAAGUGAUCGAACAUGUCCUGAUUGUUUUCCGCGGUUCGCUCGCUGCCAGUUCGUGGGUUACGCAUGAUAAGGAGAGCUCCCGGUUGUUCAAAGUGCUGCUGGAGUUUUGCAGCUACUCGGUAAGCACCGUGCAGUUCAAGCGCGAUUUGCCUCUGUUGAAGGAAAUAGUGCAGCUGCUGAAAGAGCUAUUCACUGCGGAGGAGAAAAUUGGCGUGCAUCGGCUACGGUCGGCCUUAACCCUCCUGAACACAUUCCGGCAACUGGUGAUGGACCCGCACAGUCGCACGCUUCUACCAGACAUCAUACGCGUCGUCAUUGACGAACUGCUCCCAGUGGUCGCCUCCGACGAACGCUAUACGGAAAAGGAAGAAUCGCUUCGGUAUGAGGAUGUUUUAAACAGGCUGUAUGAUCUGCUGCAUGAUUUAUUGCAUCAUCGCUGGCAGUAUUUCGUCGAAACGAACCCCCUGGGCCGGAUGGAUCCGGCGGUCCGCAGAAUCAUACAACCCGAAGCAUUUCUGGCCAUCAUGAACGCGUACGGUUACGCGUUGCUAAGCAACACCGGAUAUUCGCUGGUGGUCGGAACGGUAUUAAGGUCGCUAGAUACGCUGCAUAUGCGGCGAAACUUAUACCGCCUGCAGCAGUUCUCAGAACACUUAAUGCAGCAUUUCGUGAAGUUGCUGCUAAAGCUGGCAGUUUCCAACCCAGGCUUCAUUCACGUAGAGCAAAUAAUCAAGGUGCUCUACGGAAUGGCAGAUGUCGAUCCGGUCAAGUUGAAGACGAUCAUAUGUAGUCUGGGUAUGACCCACGACCUGAACACCUUUCACAUGCUCCGAACCGCUGCGGAUUUUUCAACCUUCCGGGUGGCGUUACUUAAGAUAAUCAACGAAGCCAAAGCGCAACCGCCAGUUUGCAAGAAUUUUGACUUCCUCAAUUAA